GCACGCUCCAUUUCCCUUCCUAGCUUCCCCACAGCACCAGUGUGUAGGAAUCAACCACACAGAAGCUGAGGCUGUGCCUCAGAGGCAGGAAGCACCAGCUUCAAUAGUGAUAUACACUUCUACCCAGAAACUUGAUCCAGGAGGCACCAGUCAGAGCUGCUGUUAAUCAUUCACCCACACCACAGGAAGUGAUGUCUUUGUGGCAGUACCAGUCCUGAGGUUUCCCAAGUUCUGGACAGGUUCUCUCAGUGGAUACAUCAUCUAGACUGAGAGCCCAAGCUCUAGCUGCACCUAGAGGUGAGGUAAAUGGGUAGCCUGACACAUAGCCCUUGGAUGCAAUCUUUCUCCAUUCCACAUCAAGUUUGAUUUCUCUCAGGGAGUACUUAACAUGCACCCCCAAGUGCCCCCAUACUGACAUCACAAAGGGGCAGAAGGAAGUUGAAGGGCGGUUACCAGGCACCUACCCUGCUCCACCUUUGUUUGCUCUGGGAACAGCAAUGGUCAGGGCUACUUGGCAGUACCAACACACUUUCCUCCCAACAGCUGCUUCUUUGCGUCAGGGUGCACCCCUGAUCACCUGGCAGCCCCUUCAUCCUGGGACUUCCAAGCACAGGGCCUGAAGGACAACCCUGAUUUGCCCUCACAGGACACAAGACUGCUAGCAGCAAAAUCAGGUUUACAUGGACCGAACAUUAUUCCAGAAAGACAUCUGGCGAGAAGAGUUCUGGGACAACCCCUGGGACGUGGCUGGCCUGAUAGUGAUUGGCUUAUUCAUCUUCACAGUCCUGUUUCUCAUCUUGUUUGCUGUUACGUUUGGGUUGCUCUUUCCGAGGGAUAGUACUGAGGGUGACCAGCAGUGACCUGAUUUCCUGGGGUCUGAGAAGGCAGCAGGUUCCCAGCCCAGCCACCAACUUUGUAAGUCCUUGAGAGAGGAGGACACAAAAUAAUCAGAUGAAGUAAAAAUUCCUUUUCAAAUCUGC
Chinchilla lanigera (long-tailed chinchilla) is the source of this 980-nucleotide messenger RNA. RefSeq names its product small integral membrane protein 6 (gene Erln). Bases 681 to 860 code for a protein of 59 amino acids. The transcript is spliced from 3 exons. NCBI's taxonomy places the organism in Eukaryota, Metazoa, Chordata, Mammalia, Rodentia, Chinchillidae. The record is from RefSeq and is a predicted model, not a curated record.